CAGCAAUUUCGGUGACUUACGCAACUAGAUAGUAACUUCAUAGAAUAUCUUGAAGUGGCGAUCGAGGUAGCGCUGUAGACAAGUAUUGUUACUUAAUUAUUUCGCGCGAUAGUGAAGAGGUAAUUGAAUAUAUAAAUCUGCCAUGCUACCCAUUAAACAAAUUUGAACAUCAACCAGCAAGAUUCCAACUCUCUCGGCCGCUUAGUAAUACUUAGAAGAAUCAAUCUGUCGAUAUCAACUAGCAUCAUGUCUCCUCCAGUCAAGCUCCCAACUGGCCAACUAGGAAAGGAUGGCCCUCAGGUAACUAAACUUGGGUUUGGCUUGAUGGGCAUGAGCGUCGGAUACGGCGAAGCGGGGUCUGAUGAGGAACGACUAAAGGUUCUCGACCGCUCCUGGGAGCUGGGUGAGGUUUUUUGGGAUACCGCCUAUGCUUAUGGUGAUAGCGAAGACCUCGUGGGCAAAUGGUUCAAGCAACAUCCGGAACGAAAAGAUGAUAUCUUCUUGGCCACAAAAUUCGCGCUUGAGUUCAAUCAGACGCCCGACGGCGCGCAUAAUAUCUUCAUCGAUAGUUCCCCUGAGAACUGCCGUGCAAGCUGCGAGCGGUCUCUGAAGCGACUCGGGCUCGAUAGCAUUGACCUAUUCUAUUGCCAUCGUUUUGAUGACAAAACCCCCAUCGAGAAAACGGUGGAGGCUAUGGCACAACUUAAGAAGGAAGGUAAGAUUAAGUAUCUUGGGCUGUCCGAGUGUUCGUCCAACACGCUUCGACGAGCCUAUGCGGUUCACCCGAUCACCGCAGUCGAGAUCGAGUAUAGCCCUUGGACGUUGGAUAUCGAAAACGAACAAGGGACCAACUUGCUUGCCACCUGCCGGGAAUUGGGAGUCGCCGUCGUGGCUUACUCGCCUCUCGGACGAGGUUUCCUGACAGGCCGCUACAGGUCUCCUGAUGACUUCGAGCCAACGGAUUACCGCAGACUGGUGCCAAGAUACAGCAAAGAGAACUUUCCGAAGAACCUAGAGUUGGUGCAAAAGUUUGAGGCAUUCGCAAAUGCGAAGGGCCAUACUGCAAGCCAGUUGGUACUAGCAUGGAUUAUGGCGCAGGGAGACGACUUCUUCCCUAUCCCUGGUACUAAAUCACCCAAGUACCUGGAGGAAAACUUAGGUGCGCUGAAUGUCACACUUUCUGCCGAGGAGAACAAGCAAGUCAGAGACCUUAUCGGGAACUUACAAGUUGCGGGCAUUCGAAACACCCAACUCGGAUCGGUUCCUCCCGCACAUCUCCAGGACACUGUUCCUUUGUGAGUCUCAACUAAUCAGAGGGAGGAGACGGGCUAUUUCGUACCUAAAUUACACCAUAUAGAUCAAUGUAAUUAGGCGAAUAUAUUUAUAUGUUGCAUUAUUCAUGAUAAUCCACCGUCGUAUCAACCCCGAGAUGUAUUUGUAUCCGACAUGCCACAACCAAAUUGCUGAAAGAAAUCUAUGCGGCUCAUACAGGCUUGUUUCAUAAGUAAGGG
Molecule: messenger RNA, 1511 nt
Organism: Annulohypoxylon maeteangense
Lineage: Eukaryota; Fungi; Ascomycota; Sordariomycetes; Xylariales; Hypoxylaceae
Product: Aldo/keto reductase-like protein
Exons: 3
Coding region: 247-1299 (350 amino acids)
Cellular component (GO): cytoplasm
Source: RefSeq, a predicted model, not a curated record